AUGGCGGACGAGGUUGUUCUUUUGGACUUCUGGUCAAGCAUGUUUGGGAUGAGGGUGAGAGUUGCGCUGGCUGAGAAGGGUGUCAAGUAUGAGUACAGAGAGGAGGAUUUGCUCAACAACAAGAGCCCACUACUUCUGCAGAUGAACCCGGUUCACAAGAAAAUCCCGGUUCUCAUCCACAACGGCAAACCGGUCUGUGAGUCAGCCAACAUUGUGCAAUACAUUGAUGAGGUUUGGAAGGACAAAGCUCCUUUGCUUCCCUCUGAUCCUUACCAGAGAGCUCAGGCCAGGUUUUGGGUUGAUUACAUUGAUAAGAAUUUAUACGAGGUUGGGAAGAAUAUAUGCGCCACAGAAGGAGAAGAACAAGAGGCAGCCAAGAAGAAAUUGAUUGAAAUCCUUAAGCUGUUGGAAGGGCAGCUUGGAGACAAUACUUAUUUUGGGGGUGAGAUAUUUGGGUUCUUGGACGUUGCCCUAGUCACAUUCUACUGCCGGUUUUUUUCGUAUGAGACAUAUGGGAACUUUAGCAUAGAGGCAGCGUGCCCUAAACUGAUUGAAUGGGCCAAGAGGUGCAUGCAGAAGGAGAGUGUGGCCAAAUCUCUUGCUGACCCAAAAAAGGUGUAUGAGUUUACUCUUCUGCUGAAGAAGAGAUUUGGUAAGGAACACAGCAAGAAAAAUUGA
Prunus armeniaca (apricot) is the source of this 678-nucleotide messenger RNA. The record is from the annotation of a GenBank genome assembly. Lineage: Eukaryota; Viridiplantae; Streptophyta; Magnoliopsida; Rosales; Rosaceae.